UCACGUGAGGAACGCAGUGGGAAUGGAACAAAAAUCAAUUUUCUACCUAACACAAUAACGUCAUAUGAUCACAAGUGCAAAUUCGGAGGGCAGAUAACUUCACUGGACGGCAAGAUGUUGCGGGCGAUUUCCCUUCUAUUUGCGCUGAUUGCAGCUGCAAACUGUGAUCAACUAUCCGUGCUAUAUGCGCCAAAAUCCGUGGAAUUCAGUGGUAACAGCCGGUUGGAUUCGGAAGCGCUGCCGGAAGUGUUCGGAGCUGCCCUGGGUUACUCCGUGAACCUACCGACAGAAUGGGACGGUAUGAUAAUAAAGGAUCCGUUCAACACUGCCAACGGUGCUGUGGUAGUUGUUGCCGAAGGACUUGAGUCCGUCGCAGUUGAGGGUGUCAAAAACUAUCAAUUGGACGGUAAUACCGGAUCCAUUGCAUUGAGCGAACUGAUUCAAAAAUCUGCCGACCAUCAGGGUGUCAGCUUCGAGGUUGAUCUAAAGGAAUCAUCCGACAACUUUGCCACUCCGCUCGGUACGGUUCAGCCAGACGAUGAGGAGGUGAAGCCGCAACAUCUGAAACCAAAAUCGAACAAAGCCGAUUCGGACUUUUUGCGCCAGAUUGCAUUCCUGAAUGGAUUGAGCGAUCUGCUCGUCACAUCGACCGACCGUAUCCCAACCGUCCACAUUGUGCGCGUCUCCUUCGAAGCACUGGUCGCCGCACACGAACCGAACUCUCCCGCACUGGAAGAAGCGAAGAAACUGUUCGUUAACGCAUUGGCAGGACUAGAGACGGCGUCCGAGAAGGCAUUUGACGGUGCGGUUAUUGUUGGGCUGGUGACGGCUAGCGAAGGUCAGCUGGUGGUACGCUCGAAGCGACAGGCACAGCAGCCGAAGCAGGAAGAGACUGACGAAAACCCAAUGAACUUGGCCGACAAGUACAACAGCAAUUAUCCAGUCAUCUUUAACAUCAUUCUGUGGUUUAGCGUCGUGCUAGUGUUCUCGCUGCUUGCUAUCUCGAUCGUGAUUGGCACAAUGGAUCCGGGUCGCGAUUCCAUCAUCUACCGUAUGACAUCGACCAGAAUGAAGAAGGAUAACUAAGUCCAUCCAUCCGCACCUUCUUCAACCUGCAUCUGGUAGGCCCCAUUAGCG
This is a messenger RNA of Anopheles maculipalpis, 1137 nucleotides long. It is a transcript of the gene ATP6AP2, whose product is annotated as ATPase H(+)-transporting accessory protein 2. The transcript has 4 exons. Gene Ontology annotation, cellular component: membrane; external side of plasma membrane. Gene Ontology annotation, molecular function: signaling receptor activity. The record is from RefSeq and is a predicted model, not a curated record. The coding region runs from base 115 to 1086 and encodes 323 amino acids. Lineage: Eukaryota; Metazoa; Arthropoda; Insecta; Diptera; Culicidae. Gene Ontology annotation, biological process: positive regulation of Wnt signaling pathway.